CUCUCGUCGGCAAUCAAAUCCGAAUUUCGAAAGCUCUAGGAUAUUGGGCUUGCCGAUCGAGUUCCUUUCAGCUUCUGAUUUGUGAGUGAAAAUGUCGGGUCGAGGAAAGGGAGGCAAGGGCUUGGGCAAAGGAGGAGCGAAGAGGCACAGGAAGGUGCUUCGGGACAACAUCCAGGGCAUCACGAAGCCUGCGAUUCGGCGUUUGGCGAGAAGAGGUGGCGUCAAGAGGAUCAGCGGCCUCAUCUACGAGGAGACACGCGGCGUCCUCAAGAUCUUCCUCGAGAACGUCAUUCGUGACGCCGUGACGUACACGGAGCACGCCCGGAGGAAGACCGUCACCGCCAUGGACGUCGUUUAUGCCCUCAAGAGGCAGGGAAGGACAUUGUACGGCUUCGGUGGGUGAGAUGGGUUUUGUUUUUUUGUUGGGUUUUCUCUGACUUGUAAAUCGCCCUGAUUGUUCCUGUGGUAGUGGGUCUUAGGGUCUGUUCUAGUUUCGUGUUCUAGGUUACUCAAUAUGGUUUGUAAUUGCUUAUCUGUUUGCAAUGGAACUUAGCUGUUUCUGAUAUCUUUAAGAAACUAUUAAUUGAAUUUUCCGUGUGA
This is a messenger RNA of Alnus glutinosa, 600 nucleotides long. RefSeq names its product histone H4. Gene Ontology annotation, molecular function: structural constituent of chromatin; protein heterodimerization activity; DNA binding. The record is from RefSeq and is a predicted model, not a curated record. Gene Ontology annotation, cellular component: nucleosome. The transcript has a single exon. Gene Ontology annotation, biological process: nucleosome assembly. Lineage: Eukaryota; Viridiplantae; Streptophyta; Magnoliopsida; Fagales; Betulaceae. Bases 92 to 403 code for a protein of 103 amino acids.